Messenger RNA from Frieseomelitta varia, 1762 nucleotides. RefSeq names its product odorant receptor 63a-like. Gene Ontology annotation, cellular component: plasma membrane. The record is from RefSeq and is a predicted model, not a curated record. Bases 439 to 1593 code for a protein of 384 amino acids. The transcript is spliced from 6 exons. Gene Ontology annotation, molecular function: odorant binding; olfactory receptor activity. NCBI's taxonomy places the organism in Eukaryota, Metazoa, Arthropoda, Insecta, Hymenoptera, Apidae. Gene Ontology annotation, biological process: sensory perception of smell; detection of chemical stimulus involved in sensory perception of smell.
ACCGCUAUAAUAUAGUCCUUCUUUAUCGAAUUUUUUUUCUAUGAAUCUUUUGUUCCCUCGUAUUUCGUAGUGAAAAGAACUUUCUAACUGCGAACACAUAUUUGAUGCACUAUUUUUUUGCAGAAAAUGUUGAAUGUUGAAGAAAAAUUGAGCACUAACUUUUUCUUUUUCUUUAAUCAUACAUUUAUAACUUCUUGGAGUUGCAACUUCAGCUUAUGUGUAUUCUAUGUUUAACAUGAAUACUUUAUAGACAUAUGACGAGUGCGCAAGAAGAAAUAUCAUACAUAUCUAGUUGCAAACAUUUUCAGAAUAUAGUAUUCAGUGGUCUAUGCAUGGAUACUUUAGCGUGAAAUAUUUCUAACGGUAUCAUGCAGAAAUAAGUAAGACUGAAUAACAGAACGUAUAAUUUUUUAAAUCGAAUCAGUCGUUUCAUUUAAAAUGAUGUCUAAUAGAAGUAUUAAUCGCCUAAUAGUAAUUGGCCUAAGAUUAACUGGAAUUUGGCCAGAUUCAUCUUACGAAAUUGUUAUCCGAUGCAUUUGGAUUGUUAUUAUGAUGUUUGGACAAAUACUUCAAUAUCGAUAUAUAAUAAAACAAAUUAGUUGUGGUGGAAAGUUGACAAAUGUAGUAGAUGGCUUGAGCACUGCUUUACCUUAUAGUUUAUUGUUUUUUAAAUUAAUUAGCUUUUGGAUAAACCGUAGAUUAUUUAAAAACAUGUUAAUGGAAAUGUCUCAAGAUUGGAUUAAUUUUUCUAAAUUCAACAUUGAUGCCAUGAUAAACAAAACUAAACUUGCAUACCAUUAUUCAAAGUUAAUUAUGAGCGUAUAUGCUAUUGCCGUUUUCACAUAUGCCGGCGUGUUUUUAGAAAUUAGUCGUCAGAAUCAAGAUGAUGAAUUUAAUAUAACAUCUCGACAAUUAUUGAUAAAAAUGGACCUCCCAUUUGCAUAUUAUGAAAGUCCAUUAUAUGAAUAUGUAUUUGUUUUACAAUUUUUUCAAUUAUUAAGUAACGCAUCUGCUAUUGCCAUGUUUGAUGCUUUGAUAAUUACAUUGAUAUUUCAUGUUGGUGGACAAAUAGAAAUGUUACACGAAGCUCUGGAAAAUAUUUCUGUCAAAAAUCAUAAAUCUUUGCGAAAUGUUGUAAAACCUUUAAUUGAUCUACAUUAUCAAAUUAUUCUUGGUUCAGAAAAUAUCGAAAAUUUAUUCUCAUAUAUUGCGUUGAUGCAAUUAUUAUGUAAUACACUCAUCAUAUGUUGUAUAGGAUUCUUAAUAAUAGUUGCGCUUAAUUUACAUAUGAAUAUAAAAGAACUUAUAAAUAUUUUAUUGUUUUAUAUUGCUAUUACAUUGGAAGCAUUUGUUUUUUCCUAUGCUGGGGAAUAUCUUAAUAAUAAAAGUUUGUCAAUUAGCACUUCAGCUUACGGUUCCUCUUGGUACUUGUUAGAUCCUAGAGAUAGACGUGUUAUGAUACUUCUUAUGAUAAGAUCACAAAGACAAUUAACAAUUACCGCUGGAAAAUUUAUGGAUUUAUCUAUGGAAACCUUUGCAAAAGUUAUAAGAACUUCUGCAUCAUAUGUAUCGAUAUUGUAUGCAAUGUACUGAUUAAAAGGAACCCUAUCACAAAGAAUAAAAUGAGUAUAUAUAUAUAUAUACAAAAUAUAUGCAUAUAACAAUACAAGAAUAUAUAUGAGAAUACAUAUAUUAAUAAUAUAAAUGGGAACUAGAAUGUACACAUUUAAAGACGUAUUAUUUAAAUGCACAUUAUAUUAUG